This is a messenger RNA of Micropterus dolomieu (smallmouth bass), 2768 nucleotides long. Its product is annotated as cAMP-responsive element modulator-like. Gene Ontology annotation, cellular component: nucleus; ATF4-CREB1 transcription factor complex. The record is from RefSeq and is a predicted model, not a curated record. The transcript has 8 exons. NCBI's taxonomy places the organism in Eukaryota, Metazoa, Chordata, Actinopteri, Centrarchiformes, Centrarchidae. Gene Ontology annotation, molecular function: DNA-binding transcription factor activity, RNA polymerase II-specific; protein binding; RNA polymerase II cis-regulatory region sequence-specific DNA binding. Gene Ontology annotation, biological process: regulation of transcription by RNA polymerase II. The coding region runs from base 134 to 1096 and encodes 320 amino acids.
ACUGACUCGUCGGUCGACAUUUUCGGCACAGCAUCAUCAGCGCUGACGUGAAACUACGUGAGCGAAGGCACAGGCCGUCCACCCAUUCUAAAUUAGUGACGAGUCAGACUACGUAAAACUUCGGCGACUGACUAUGGAUACCUCAGUCUCGCCUCAGCUGGACAGCAGUUUAAACGACUCAGUGACAGAUGGAGAGGAGAACCACAGUGGAGCUAGUCUAUCUCCUGCAGACCCUUCUCAGGUAUCUGUGGCAGCAGACUCUCCUGGUGUGACUGUUGUCCAGCUGUCUGACGGUCAAACAGUGCAGGUCCAAGGGGUCAUCCAGGCCCCUCAGACCUCUGUCAUACAGUCACCGGUCCAGACUGUCCAGGUUGCCACUGAAGCAGAGCUGGAGGAUGACGAGUCAGUCAAUGACACCCAGAAAAGACGAGAGAUUCUCUCCAGGCGUCCAUCUUAUCGAAAAAUAUUCAAUGAGCUUUCAUCGGAUUCGCCAGCAGUUCCUAAAAUCGACGAAGAGAAGACGGAGGAGGAGGUGCCGGUCUCCAGUGCAGCCUCAGCAUCAGUGCCGACCUCCAUCUACCAGACCAGCUCAGGACAAUAUAUUGCAAUCUCUGAUGGGAGAACCAUCCAGUUGACCACCUCUGGAGCUGAAGCACUUCAGGGGGCCCAGACUCUGACGGUGACCAGCUCUCCCACCCCGCAGCCUGGAACCACAUUCUUGCAGUGUGCAGCUCAGCCCGAAGACUCCCCACAGCAAUUCUACAUUCAGGGAGGACAGGUGGUCAUCCAAGCUGCCACAGGAGACAUACCAGCCUACCAGCUGCGUUCACCCAACUCGGGAUUGGCUCAGAGCAUCGUAAUGGCAGCAUCCCCAGGCACCAUGCAGAGCCCCUCAUCACAGCACUCUGAAGAGAUCACCCGCAAGAGGGAGGUCCGACUGAUGAAAAACAGGGAGGCAGCACGUGAGUGUCGCAGGAAAAAGAAAGAGUACGUCAAAUGUCUGGAAAAUCGUGUGGCAGUGUUGGAAAACCAAAACAAGACCCUGAUUGAAGAGCUGAAAGCACUAAAAGACAUCUACUGCCACAAAGCAGAGUAGCGGCCGCUGUUUGUGGUCAGGAGCUGAAGACAGUGCCGUUUACAAACUGCUACAGCAAAACAAGACUAGCAAAAAACUCUGGAACAAAAACUGCUUUGAACGUCUUUGUUUCUCUGCUCACUCAGGCCUGGUUUACACUGAAUUCAGAAGUGAACCUGGACAUUCAAACAGCUUGAGCUUGCCAGUUUCGCUCUUGUUGUUAUCUUUUAUGUGCUCUUUGCAUGUGAAGACUUAAGUGUCGUACACACUAUGCUUGCUGUUGCUUUUGUGCACGGGCGAAGCCAGACAAUGAGAGCCAGCUGAAGAAGAGGAAGAGGAAAUACAGGUGCUUCCUGAAAAUGUACCGCUCAAGUACAGAGAUUACGAAAAAACCUUGGUGGGUCAGCCAGGUCUCGCUACCAGCAAGUUUCUCUGAGGUCAGACGAGGUGCACACAAUGCUACUCAGAUCCACCAGCAGCUGCAACAACGCAACUCAGCCAUGUUUAUCUGAUAUGUCAUCUGUGUCAUUUACGCUGCCGUUCUUGAUUGUUUCCUGCAUUCCUUUAUUUGAAAACACAAUUAAGGAGAAAUAUCUUAAAAAGCAUUUUGUCAGUGAAGUGAUCUCCUGUAUUUCACCAAAUUGUCUUCAGUUUGUAUAGUUCUUGAUUUGAUCAAAAAGGUUUUUCAAGUAAGUGAACUAGAAGAAGUCAAGAUGAAGAUCCUCUUACGUUUGGCAGUUUAUACACAGAGUUUCAAAAUAUAUUUUAAGCCGAUGUAGAGGGGCAUUAUCCAAGUCCAAGAGAAUAUUUAUUUUUACUCACUGAAGUGAGUUGAUUGUAGUAUUUGAAAUGACAGAGCUCAACUGCUUUUUAGUCAAAGCACAGAAAGUACCAAAGCGUUAUCAUGGAUGUUAUCAGAAUUUAUAUUCUAUUAAAUUUAUUAGAAUAAUUCACUCCACAAAUUUAUAUAUUCUACAAAGCAAAUGUAAUAUAUUAAGUAGUUGUUCAACAUGUUAAAAAUGUAAUUGUUUACUCUGCCCGGAAAACCUAAAUUUUCUAUUUAAGAUGACUCAUAGUUCAAAGAAUAACUGUUGUGCUGUCAUAUAAGCGUCAGUUUUGUUUUUCAAAUUAUGGAUAUCCAUCGUGGUAUAAAACUGUAUUUGAUUAUGGCUAGAUAUUAAAAUGCUCUGUUUAAAGGGUGAUGCCAAUUUCUUUUCUCUUUUAUUUUUUUUUAUGUAACGACAUUUUAUUUGAAUUAUAAUAGCUUGUGUUAAUGUUUAUGGUGAUUUUGAAAACUGCUUGCUUUUUCUGUUUAUGUAGUUGUAUGGAGAAAAUAGAAAGAGCACUUCUUAUUGUAACAGACCGUUUCUUAUGGCUGCCAAAGCUCAAUAACAGUGAGGUAUUUAACUACUAUUUAGAGCAAUGACAAUAUUGUGAAUCAUCCUGUGGCAGUGUUUGUUGUGUACCAACCCAACGACCGUUGCGGUUUGUAUUCACAGAGGGAUGCCCGUCCUGUUCAAUUCUACAAAAAAGGCAGGUGAUAAUAAAAUUCAGGUUUUUGUUUGAUAUCAACUGAGAUGAAAUUCCCUGCAUGUUUUUUGCCGUUUCCAGUGACCAGGUUUUCUCUUCUCAGUGUUUGAAUUGUAAAAACAAAACCGUUUUUGUUUGUCUAAUAAAAUAUUCAAUUGUGAAA